UGACGUUAUUGGCUUCAACAUUUUUGAAGCCAUGAGGUAUCCUCUUGAUAUAAAUGACUGUUAUUCUAUUGAUAUUUUGGAUGACCUUGCCCAGAAAAUGUUUGAGGCCAUGAAUGAGGAUACCCUAGCCACAACCCUCGAACAAGGAGUAGGGUACACAAAAGGUGGUGCCAUUAUCUCAAAGGAGGAAUUGAAGGACACUUGUGAAGGAAAGAUAAUUGAAAACGUCUCCUUCCUUGAAGCAUCCCCUUAUGUAGGUAAGUCUAAUUCUCCUUUGUCCAUUCAGUUAUCUACUAACAAGACUUUACCUUCAGUGGUCCAGGCCCCAGAACUUGAGCUUAAACCUCUUCCAGACCAUUUGAAGUAUGUCUACUUAGGAGACAAGGAGACCUUACCAGUGAUAGUGUCCUCUGCGCUUACGACUCCACAAGAAGAGAAGUUGGUGACUCUAAAUGAUGCCCAAAUGAAUUAUUCCACUACAGAGAAGGAGCUCCUUGCAGUUGCGAAACCAAGACUUAUCAGAUGGGUCCUACUCUUACAAGAGUUUGACGUUGAAAUCAAGGACAAGAAGGGUAGUGAAAACGUGGUAGCUGACCACUUGAGUCGUUUGGUACAUGCAGAAGACCCUCUCCCUCUGGUGGAGACGUUUCCAGAUGAGCAGCUUUUUGGACUUCAGGUAAGUGAACCAUGGUAUGCUGAUAUUGUGAACUAUAUUGUUUCUAGGAAGAUUCCUGAUACCAUGUCACGUGCUCAUAGAGAUAGGCUUAAGAAAACUGUUAAGCAAUAUGUUUGGGAUGAACCUUAUUUGUGGAAAUAUUGCUCUGAUCAACUGAUUAGGAGAUGUGUGCCUGAACAUGAAACUUGUGAUAGAUGCCAACGAACCGGAAAUCUAAGUUCUAGAGAUCAAAUGCCAUUGUCCAAUAUCAUAACUGUUGAAAUAUUUGAUGUCUGGGGCAUAGAUUUCAUGGGACCUUUCCCUUCAUCUUUUGGGUUUCUAUAUAUCUUACUUGCAGUGGACUAUGUUUCCAAAUGGGUGGAAGCAAAGGCCACUAGAACUAAUGACUCUAAGGUUGUUGCAGAUUUUAUCAAGUCUAACAUCUUUAGCAGGUUUGGAAUGCCUAGAGUUCUCAUUAGUGAUGGUGGAUCCCAUUUUUGCAAUCGGACGAUUGAGGCCUUGUUGAAGAAAUAUGAUGUUACACAUAAGGUUUCUACACCUUAUCACCCCCAAACUAGUGGGCAGGCUGAGGUCUCAAAUCGUCAGAUCAAGGGGAUAUUGGAAAAGACUGUAAACCCCAACAGGAAGGAUUGGUCCCUACGCUUGGAGGAUGCUUUGUGGGCCUACAGAACUGCAUACAAGACUCCCAUAGGUAUGUCCCCAUAUCGCAUUGUCUAUGGCAAACCUUGCCAUUUACCUGUGGAGUUAGAGCACAAAGCUUGGUGGGCUGUGAAGCAGUUUAACAUGGAUAUUGAUGAAGCUGGGCUUCAUAGGAAGCUGCAGUUGCAAGAGUUAGAGGAGAUUAGGAAUGAUGCUUUUGAAAGUGCCAACAUUUAUAAAGAAAAGACUAAGGCAUUCCAUGAUAAAAUGAUUCGAAGGAAGACUUUUCGUUUGGCUGGCCAUGAUUACUACUGCUUCUUGGAUGGCUACUCAGGCUACAAUCAGAUUGCCAUAGCCAAUGAAGACCAAGAGAAGACAACCUUCACUUGCCCCUUUGGGACGUUUGCCUAUCGACGUAUGCCCUUUGGACUUUGCAACGCCCCAGGUACCUUUCAGAGGUGUAUGGUAAGUAUCUUUUCAGAUUACAUUGAGAAAAUCAUAGAAGUAUUCAUGGAUGACUUUUCAGUUUUUGGAAAGAAUUUUGAUGAUUGUCUUAAUAAUCUGGAAAUAAUUCUAAAACGUUGCAUGGAAACUAACCUUGUGCUUAAUUGGGAGAAAUGCCAUUUUAUGGUUAAACAAGGAAUAGUUCUAGGACAUAUUGUCUCUGCUAGGGGAAUAGAGGUUGAUAAGGCCAAGGUUGAUAUUGUGCGUUACUUACCCUCUCCCACUUCUGUGAGAGAGAUUCGUUCUUUCCUUGGCCAUGCAGGUUUUUAUAGGAGGUUUAUCAAGGACUUCUCCAAGAUUUCGAGACCUCUAUGUCAACUACUCCAGAAGGAUGUACCGUUUCACUUUGACAAGGAAUGUCAAGAUGCUUUUGACAAGCUUAAGGAGUUGUUGACGUCAGCCCCCAUCAUGCUACCUCCAGAUUGGUCCUUGCCCUUUGAGUUGAUGUGUGAUGCCUCUGACUAUGCAGUUGGAGCUGUUUUGGGGCAAAGGAAGGACAAACGACCCUAUGCCAUCUACUACGCGGAUGGGUAUUCUGGGUACAACCAAAUCGCCAUUGCUAAUGAGGAUCAAGAGAAAACGACAUUCACAUGCCCCUUUGGGACGUUUGCCUACAGAAGGAUGCCCUUUGGACUUUGCAAUGCUCCAGGUACGUUUCAAAGGUGCAUGGUAAGUAUAUUUUCUGAUUUUAUUGAGAAAAUUAUUGAAGUAUUUAUGGAUGACUUUUCGGUUUUUGGUAAAGACUUUGAUGAUUGCUUAAAUAACUUAGAAUUAAUACUUAGGCGUUGUGAAGAGACUAAUCUUGUGCUUAAUUGGGAAAAGUGUCACUUUAUGGUGAAACAAGGAAUAGUCUUAGGGCAUAUUGUUUCAAAACGUGGAAUAGAAGUUGAUAAAGCUAAAGUAGAUCUUGUUAAGUACUUACCAUACCCCACAAGUGUGAGGGAGGUCCGCUCUUUUCUUGGACAUGCAGGUUUCUACAGGCGCUUCAUCAAGGACUUCUCCAAGAUUUCAAGGCCUUUAUGUCGUCUUCUACAGAAGGAAGUGGCGUUUGAAUUCAAGGAGGAUUGCAAGGAUGCAUUCAAUGCUUUAAAGGAGCUUCUGACGUCUGCUCCUAUCAUGCUUCCACCAGAUUGGUCUCUUCCCUUUGAGAUCAUGUGUGACGCCUCAGAUUAUGCCAUUGGGGCCGUGCUAGGCCAAAGGAAGGACAAGAAGCCCUAUGCCAUCUACUAUGCGUCAAGGACACUAAAUGAUGCUCAACUGAAUUACUCCACAACUGAAAAAGAACUUUUAGCUGUUGUUUUUGCCUUAGAAAAAUUUCGAUCUUAUUUAUUGGGUACUAAAGUUAUAAUUUAUUCUGAUCAUGCAGCUUUAAGGUACCUAAUGUCCAAGAAGGAGGCAAAACCUAGGCUAAUUCGUUGGAUACUCUUGCUUCAAGAGUUUGAUGUGGAGAUCAAGGAUAAGAAGGGCUCUGACAACGUUGUGGCGGACCACUUGAGCAGACUUGUGAGUGAGGAGGACGCCAUACCUAUAGUGGAGAUGUUUCCGGAUGAACAACUCUUCGGAAUUCAGGUAAGUGAGCCUUGGUAUGCAGAUAUUGUUAAUUAUUUGGCAUCUAAAACGUUCCCUAGUGAUAUGUUGCAUGCUCAACGUGAAGGACUUAAGUCUAAAGCUAAACAAUUUGUUUGGGAUGAUCCUUACUUGUGGAAAUAUUGUUCUGAUCAGUUAAUAAGGAGAUGUGUGCCUAAUAAUGAACAAAAAGCUAUACUUGAGUUUUGUCAUGCUAAACAAUGUGGUGGUCACUUUGGCUUUAAUAGAACUGCUAAAAAGGUGUUGGAAUCUGGUUUUUAUUGGCCUACCUUGUUUAAAGAUGCAUAUGAAUUUUGUAUGACAUGUGAUAGAUGCCAAAGAACUGGGAACUUAGGACCUAAAGAUCAAAUGCCUUUAAAUUCUAUAAUCAUUGUCGAAAUUUUUGAUGUUUGGGGUAUAGAUUUUAUGGGUCCUUUUCCUUCAUCUAAUGGUUGUCUUUAUAUUCUCUUGGCUGUUGAUUAUGUUUCUAAGUGGGUGGAAGCGAUAGCCACCAGGACUAAUGAUUCUAAAGUUGUUGCAGAGUUUAUACAAUCUAAUAUAUUUAGUAGGUUUGGCAUGCCUCGAGCAAUCAUUAGUGAUGGAGGUUCUCACUUUUGCAACAAGACCAUUGAGGCUUUACUUAGGAAGUACAACGUUAACCAUAGGGUUUCUACACCUUAUCAUCCUCAAACAAGUGGACAAGCCGAAGUUUCAAACAGGGAGAUCAAGAGGAUACUUGAGAAAACCGUGGGACCUUCAAGGAAGGAUUGGAGCAAACGAUUGGAGGAUGCAUUGUGGGCGUAUAGGACAGCCUUUAAAACGCCAAUAGGGAUGUCACCAUUUCGGUUGGUGUAUGGGAAAGCUUGUCACUUACCCGUGGAGUUAGAGCAUAAGGCUUGGUGGGCCGUGAGGAUGUUUAACAUGGACUUGGAUGAAGCUGGACUCCAUAGGAAGUUGCAACUCAAUGAACUUGAGGAAAUUCGAAAUGAAGCCUAUGAUAGUGCACGGAUUUACAAGGAAAAGACAAAGGCUUUUCAUGAUAAGAUGAUUCGUGGAAAGACCUUUGUAGUUGGUCAAAAAGUUCUUUUAUUUCAUUCUAGACUAAGACUUUUUCCUGAUAAGAAGUAA
This is a messenger RNA of Rosa rugosa (rugosa rose), 4513 nucleotides long. RefSeq lists its product as uncharacterized. The record is from RefSeq and is a predicted model, not a curated record. Gene Ontology annotation, biological process: DNA integration. Bases 32 to 4513 code for a protein of 1493 amino acids. NCBI's taxonomy places the organism in Eukaryota, Viridiplantae, Streptophyta, Magnoliopsida, Rosales, Rosaceae. Gene Ontology annotation, molecular function: nucleic acid binding. The transcript is spliced from 7 exons.